This is a messenger RNA of Rubroshorea leprosula, 643 nucleotides long. NCBI's taxonomy places the organism in Eukaryota, Viridiplantae, Streptophyta, Magnoliopsida, Malvales, Dipterocarpaceae. The record is from the annotation of a GenBank genome assembly.
GAAUUGAUCAAAAAGAAGAAGAUCUCCAGCGAUACGAGAUGGGAAGUUCAUCUUCCAAUAAUUUCUCCGUCCUGGUGCCCGCCUCCGAUCUGGGAAUCGACGCGCGCCCUUUCUCGUCCAAACAGGAUAGAGAAGGCGAUGAACAAGAGAAUUGGCACGACUGUUCGCAGCAAUUCUCAGACGAAGAUUUCUCCGAUCUCGAUUUCCUGCAGUUUUUCCGCCUUGAGGGCUCGGAUAAAUCUGGAAACCGCAUCUUCCGCAUUGUCGGAAAAUACUUUCCUGGUCAGUACCAAUACCCUUUUGUUGUUUUAAUUUAUUAUGCCUUUUUUUGGUUCACUGCUUUGUUUCUUAUUAGGUAAGUGAUUGAAUCUAUCCAAUUUAGUGACUUCAAUUUAGUUUUUUUUUUCAAAGAAUUGACUAGGGAACAGUUGAAAGAAGUAGUAAGAUGAAGAAGAACAAUCCGUUAGGAUUUAUUUAUUUAUUUUGGUGGAGAGGUGGGGGAUUUGGCUGUAACCUUAUUGCAUACUUGAAGUAUAGAGGAAAGGUAAACGGAGGACAUUCACUUUAGGUGUACCCAAUUCCUUUAGACUCGGUAAUAUUGUGGAUGCUAUUCUUGAGAUAGAAAAAAAAGUGAACUUUCUUU